Fusarium subglutinans is the source of this 2292-nucleotide messenger RNA. RefSeq names its product exonuclease VII small subunit domain protein. The record is from RefSeq and is a predicted model, not a curated record. Bases 1 to 2292 code for a protein of 763 amino acids. NCBI's taxonomy places the organism in Eukaryota, Fungi, Ascomycota, Sordariomycetes, Hypocreales, Nectriaceae. The transcript has 4 exons.
AUGUCUGCUGCUGAUCUUGCCAAGGUUGAAGCCGCUCAACAGGCCGUCUUGAAGAAGACUCAUGGUGGCAAGGCAGGAGCCCAGUUUGUUCAGGAGGUCAAGGAGUCUCUUCUCUUUCAGUACAACUGGAAUGAGCUUCUUUCCGCAGCUCCGACUGCCAUUACUUUGGUUGGUGCUUGCCAUGUUGCUGCGGCUUCACCCGAAGCCGCAGCUAUCAGCUUGGCUGACGCUGUCCCAUCUGGAGGAUUCAAGUAUUUGCGUGUUGCCGUAAACCCUACUCUCAGGGCCUGUCUGGUAUGUGUUGCCUCAGAAGGCGACAAGGCGUUUCGCAUUGCGGGAAGUAACAUGUCAGCUAUCGCUGGCACGUCUUCUGAGCUCAUACAGACCGUCGCUCGCACCGUCCAGGCCAUCCAGGGUCUUCCGGAUACUCAGCGGAACUUGACGAACGAACUUACGAAGCUGCGAAGGAUGUCUAACAAUUGCCUGAACUACGCUCAGGAAACCGAGAAGGCCUUUGACACCUGGCUUUUAGCUGUUUCUGAGUUCCAUCAGGCUUCUGUUCAGAAGCAUGGUACCACUGAGAAGGAGUCGCAAGACAACCUGUCGGCGAAGCUCCAGGCUGAGAUUGAGGCAAGCUACACAAACAAAGAGCUUGAUAAGGCCGAUAAGGCUGCUGAAGAGAUGAAGAAGUCGCUCGCCAAGCAGGAGAAGGCCUUUCAGGCGGCAAACGAUGCUGUCCCAUCUGCUUGGGAGACCUGUGCCAUGGGUGCUUUAACUGCUAUCACCUCGGCAGGGCCGUCACUUAUUGCCCAAGCACUGCCUGCCAUCGUCAAUGCUGCCAACCCCAUGUCUGCUGUCAAUGGUCUCGUGGGCGGGCUGGCUCAAGUUGGUCGCCAGGGUGCUCUCAACGCUCCCGGCGCACCGCCUGUGGCCCAGGCUCUUCUCGGAGGUGAUCAAGGCUCUCAGAGUGGUGGAGCAACUCUGCAGUUCAACGACGCAACUCCCGAUACUGACCCUGCAUACGUCGCUGCUCCUCUCCUUACUCCUUUCAUGACUACGCUCUUGACCUACCUUACUGCUGGGGAGGGCAAAACCCCCGACUGGUCAAAGUUCAAGGACCAGACAUCGAAGCAAGGAUCAGGUACCGAGGGCCUUACUUGGCUCCUUAGCAAUCUCCAGAUGCAGCAGAAGUCUGCAAAGCUAGGCAAUACUGAGCCUAGCACGGAGCUUUCCACUGCCUUCGACGCUAGUAUUGCUAUCGUGGAGGAGAUCAAGAAGGAAGUCGCCAACCAGCAGAAGCUGAGCUCGGCAAAGACAGAUCCAGCUGCUAUCAAGAGGUGGCAAGACACAAUUACCAAGGCGAAGCUCACUGUCACUAAACUUGAGGCUACAGCCAAGUCGUUCCCCGGCUCUUCCUCCAACGCACCCAAGUUGAACAACAUAUCCAUCGAUAAGAAGGACAACAGUGCCGUCACUGCCGCCCUUAGCACUGCUACUGAGAAGCUUGCCCUCAAUCAAAAGGCCCUUGAGACCGCACAGGCCAACUACACCAAGGCUGUCGAAGCUGCUGCGGAGGUUCAGAAGAGAUUGACUGGCAUUCAGACUAAGCUCAAGGGUAUCGAGAUUGCUGGCGCAGCCCUUGAGCGUGUCAAGGAGAUCUUGAUUGAAUGUAUUGCGAUCCUUGUUGAGCUCAAGGUUCAGAUCAGCAAGCUUACUACCUUCUUCAAUGCUCUCUCUACCAUGGUCAAGGUCAUUAUUGACACCAAGGUAAAGAACUUCGACACUGAUGCUACUGCUAUCGGUCAGGAGGCUUCUCAGAGGGGUAUGCUGAAGCUCAAUGAUCUUGAUAUUGAGACCAUCUACAUCUCAACCCUGCAGAUCAAAGCCUAUUUUGAUCUCCUCCAGAUGAUAUGCCAGAUGUAUACAACUGUGCACGCCCAAUACGUCAGCCCGGGACUCGAUCUUCUCACGGAGCUAAGCAAAGUCACCAAGACUGCAGAAGAGAUCGCUCCCAAGCGUGAUCAGCUCAACAACUUCACGGAUGCUGCACAUAAGGCUAUAAAUGAACUUGUUGCCCAGAAGCAGCAGGAAAUCUCAGACGGGCUCCAGAGCCGCAUCGACGCCAUUGCAGAGCAGACAGAUAUCCUGCACAAGGUCGGCGUUCCCAUGCCUGCGGCUGGCAUCAUUCAGGCCAUGAGGACUGGCGGUGAGGUAAUCCAGGACGCAGUGAAGGACAACCUGCCCACUGGUAUGCGUGUAGAGCAGAAUGCAGACGCAGCAUUCGACUUUUGA